This is a messenger RNA of Aedes aegypti (yellow fever mosquito), 1710 nucleotides long. RefSeq names its product selenium-binding protein 1-B. NCBI's taxonomy places the organism in Eukaryota, Metazoa, Arthropoda, Insecta, Diptera, Culicidae. Gene Ontology annotation, molecular function: selenium binding. The transcript has 4 exons. The record is from RefSeq and is a predicted model, not a curated record. Bases 95 to 1540 code for a protein of 481 amino acids.
AUUCGCUCAUUCAUUCUCUCACUGCUUCGCGAUCGAUUCAUACGUUUUCAGUUUAAACCGAUCAUACUUGUUGUUUUGUUUGGCUAUCAUCAGAAUGAAUCAAUCAAAAUGCUACUGUGGUCCAGGCUAUGCCACGCCAAUGGAUGCUGUCGAAAAUGGACCUCGGGAAAAGAUUAUGUACGUAGUAACAGUACAACCGAAUUUGGAAGAGCCUCACGGUGACUACCUUUCAACUGUGGAUGUUGAUCCAGAGAGUGCUACCUAUUGUCAAGUCAUCCAUCGCACCUAUACAAAUAGUACGGGAAAUGAGAUGCAUCACAGUGGAUGGAAUACAUGCUCAAGUUGUCAUUUUGUAGAUGAUAAGUCCAAGGCGCCAAAAAGGGAUCGUAUGAUUCUACCAUGUUUGAACUCUGAUCGAAUCUUCAUCGUUGAUGUGGGAACCGAUCCCAAAGCUCCUUCGCUUGCAAAAGUGAUAGAAGGUGAUGUACUGAAGAAGGCUAACGUAACCGCUCCUCACACCACCCACUGUUUGCCAAAUGGAAAUAUUAUGAUUUCAAUUAUGGGCGACGCAGAAGGAAAUGCGAAAGGCGAUUUCAUCGAAUUCGAUAAGGAUUUCGAGUUCGUUGGGACAUGGAGCAAAGGGAACAAGAUAGCCAUGUGUGGUUAUGAUUACUGGUAUCAACCGUAUUUCAAUGUAAUGGUUGCCUCUGAAUGGGGUGCUCCAAAAAUGUUCCGACGAGGUUACCAAGAUUCCGAUGCAUUGGAUUCUAUUCAGUAUGGUCGUCGAUUGAAUUUCUACAAAUGGAAUGAACAUGAAUUGUUCCAAACCAUUAAGCUGGAUGAAGAAGGAACAUGUCCCUUGGAGAUAAGAUUUUUGCACAACCCUAAAGAAAACCAGGGAUAUGUUGGAUGUGCAUUAUAUGCCAAUGUAUAUAGGUUUUUCAAAGAUAAGGAUUCUGAAAAGUAUUCAAUUGAAAAAGUGAUUGACGUUCCAGCUAAGAAGGUAGAAGGAUGGAGCGGACAGUACAUCAAUGGAAUGAUGACUGACAUUCUCAUUUCGUUGGACGAUCGGUUUCUCUACUUCAGCAAUUGGUUACAUGGAGAUGUCCGACAGUACGACAUUACAGACCGAUCAAAUCCAAAACUAACAGGACAGGUAUUCCUUGGUGGUGCUAUAGUGAAAGAUUCCAAAGUAAAAGUAAUCGAAGACAAGGAGCUUACCGAACAGCCUGAUCCAGCUUUCAUUAAGGGUCGACGUCUUUUGGGUGGGCCACAAAUGUUGCAACUGUCAUUGGAUGGCAAACGGUUGUAUGUGUCGUCAAGCCUGUUCUCUCCGUGGGACAAACAGUUCUAUCCAGAGAUGGUGAAAGCGGGAGGAACAAUCGUACAAAUUGAUAUUGACACGGUCAACGGAGGCAUGAAAAUCAACGAAAACUUUUUGGUCGAUUUCGGCAAUGAACCAUACGGUCCAUCGCUACCGCACGAAAUGAGAUAUCCCGGUGGCGAUUGCACUUCCGACAUUUGGAUUGUGAACGAAUGAAAAUUAUUCGUCAGCGUUACAUGAAGUUCAAACUAAUUUCGGUACUACAUUCCACUUUUGAAAAUUGUCUUACGAAGCAAAAUUUUUGUGUUAGUUCAUGUCAAUGAAAAAAGCAAACUUGUACUCAAGCAAUAAUAAAUAAUCAUACUAAUAAUAUUCUAAGGAUCUUA